Messenger RNA from Wasmannia auropunctata (little fire ant), 1377 nucleotides. Its product is annotated as nucleoprotein TPR-like. The coding region runs from base 447 to 1040 and encodes 197 amino acids. Lineage: Eukaryota; Metazoa; Arthropoda; Insecta; Hymenoptera; Formicidae. The transcript has 3 exons. The record is from RefSeq and is a predicted model, not a curated record.
GACCAUCAACCGGCACAGAAAUUACUAGCUGCCCUAGUUAUAUUUUAACACCUUUAUCGAUUACACGACAAUUUCUAUAAAAAAAGAUCUUGUGCGUCAGUUCUUGGAGAGAAAGAUCAGUGCUUGGUUUGUUAAAAGCGAGGAAGAAUCACGAAUGAAACUGGUCAGUGUUGAGGAUCGACGUUAAUAAAACUUAUUAAGAUGUACGAAAAGGGGAAGAAGUGAGAUUGUUAGUAGGCGCGGAAAGAAAAAGAAGGGAUUGUGACUUGUCAUUGGUCGCUAGUUAAAGCGUCGCAGGCGAUCAAGAUAUUGAUAUCAUCCCCAGUCCAGCGGGACUGCACCAAAGCUAAUAUUUUAAAGACAAGGAACAUCACGGUCUUUACUUUGCCCAUUUGCCUAUCUUCUAAGUACAAACCGAUUAAUCUUCGGCGAGACGUGUCGUCGCGAUGUCGUUCACUGGUCCGCCCACGAAACAAGCGAGAGUGUCGUCAAACGAUAAUAACAAUUCGUCAUCCUCCGCGCGCAACACUGAACAAUUAUCUUCACAAGACGAGCAAUUUUUAACAAAAGAAGAACGCUUGAACAACGAAUAUUUCGAUUACUUCGAUAAAACGCUUACAGACUUGUUGAUGCAGCAAAAAACGACAUUGGAAUUAAAUGGGGAAAUGUGGAAAAAACUGCAACAACGAGAGAGCGAGUGCGCAAAAUUGACUCAAGAAAUACAACAAGAACGACUACGAAGGGAUCAACAAAUCAAAGAGAAGAAUAAUGAAAUAUCUUUGUUACGGAAGCAACUUGCGCAAAUGAGGGACAGAAUGACAAAAUUUCACAAAAGAUGUCUCGACGUUAAUACAUCUGACACACAGUGCGAUGCAAAUCGCGGGAGUGUUGCGUCUCAUCUUUUGACAUCACAUCCAUCGGCGGCGAAUGCGGUACAGAACAAUAACGUUGUCAUUGCUUCGCCAUCGAUGCCUGAUCUCAAUGAAUCUAAUAAGUUUAUCGAUAGAACGACUAAAGAGAGCAAAAAGCGAUUACGUUAGCACUGAGGAGACAGUUAUCGAAGGAUUUAUUAAUGAAAAUGGCAGGAUCGACGCAAUAAUUUGGUGAAACUGAAAUUUUUGAUAACGAGAGGCAGAAUAAACGAAAGACGAGUAAAAAUAUCGAUAAAAGCGAUUCAUUUUGGAUACGGAAAACAAAGUAAUGGUUACAAUUAAUUGUAUUCACCCAAAAAAAAAAUAAUUUUAAUAUUAGUGGAAUCCGCUAAAUCUUAGAGGAUUUUAUUCAUGUAUAUGGCCUCAAGAGGAAUUCUCUGAAAUUAAGAAGAAAAUAUUCUGUGCACAAUAUUCUAAUAGUUAGAAUAAAUUCGUCUUACAGUAC